Molecule: messenger RNA, 1296 nt
Organism: Hordeum vulgare subsp. vulgare (domesticated barley)
Lineage: Eukaryota; Viridiplantae; Streptophyta; Magnoliopsida; Poales; Poaceae
Product: putative receptor-like protein kinase At4g00960
Exons: 6
Coding region: 1-1296 (431 amino acids)
Biological process (GO): protein phosphorylation
Molecular function (GO): ATP binding; protein kinase activity
Source: RefSeq, a predicted model, not a curated record
AUGGACAGCAAAGCUUUUACUGCACAAAAAAGUACCCUAGAGCAGAUUUUAAUUGAUGAAACAGCCAUGCCCAAGCCCCUACCAUUAUCACUCUUGAAGGACAUCACAAAUGAUUUCUCCAAUGACCGGGAGAUUGGAAGAAGUAGAUUUGCUGUGGUUUAUAAGGGAAUACUUGGCGACAAGUUGGUUGCAGUGAAGAAGUUGUCCAACCGUUAUAUGCAUGACACGGAGUUUCACCAAGAGGUUCAAUGCCUGAUGAAGACAAAUCACAAGAAUGUAGUAAGAUUUCUGGGAUAUUGUGCUGGUAAACAAGGAAACCUUGUCAUGACACAUGUCCAACAAAGAUUGUUUUGCUUCGAGUAUAUACCUAAAGGGAGUCUUGAUAAAUAUAUCACCGAUGCAUAUCGUGAGUGGCAAACCUGCUACAAAAUAAUUAAAGGGAUUUCUGAGGGCCUGCAGUUCCUGCAUGAGAGGCAUAUCAUUCACUUGGAUCUGAAACCUGCCAAUAUACUGCUCGACGAUAGGAUGGUACCAAAAAUUACUAAUUUUGACUUGUCUAGAUGCCUUGGUGGAAAUCAAAGACAGAAUAUUACCAAAACUAUGUUAGGAACAUUUGGAUAUUUGGCACCAGAAUUUUACGAAAUGGGUGCAAUCACAAGUGGGACUGACUUGUAUAGUCUUGGUGUUAUUAUCAUAGAAAUACUGACCGGGCAGAAGGGGUAUCAAGAUACUGAGCAAGUACUUGAAAGUUGGAGUUAUAAGAUGGAGAGAUCACAACGAGACACAUUAUUGGAACAAAUACGAGUAUGCUAUGAGAUAGCUUUAGAGUGCAUAGACUUCAAUCCAAAGAAGAGACCAACUAGUGCACGUGAUAUAAUUGAGAGGCUUCAUGAAAUGGAGAAUAUCCAGCUAAAUGUCAGUCGACUGACUUAUGAUUUUGGGUCAGUCGAUUUUGAACAUCGUCGAAGGGAGGCCGGAGGGAAGGAAAUAGAAGGAAGGAUCUUGUCGGAGGGCUACCCCACCAUCUAUCUUAGGGUGGCGGGUGGAGGCAGAAGAACGGCAGUGGUGCAACUUCACCGAAGAAAAUCUCCGUCGGCUCUGGGACUAGAGGGAUGGCGCGAGGGGGGUGGGGGUUGUUGGGAGGAGGGAGAUGCGGCAAGGCUGCACGGGAGCGCCGCCGGCCGCGGGCGGCUAGGCUGGCGGCGGGGCGACGUUCGAAGGAAGAAGAUGGGUGGCUGGAGGCUAAAGAAGGUGAUCCAGUCAUCCUUUUCAUCCAACGGCCUAAACAUUGACUGA